Messenger RNA from Erinaceus europaeus (western European hedgehog), 3903 nucleotides. RefSeq names its product ST18 C2H2C-type zinc finger transcription factor (gene ST18). Gene Ontology annotation, cellular component: nucleus. The transcript has 20 exons. Gene Ontology annotation, molecular function: RNA polymerase II cis-regulatory region sequence-specific DNA binding; DNA-binding transcription factor activity, RNA polymerase II-specific; zinc ion binding. Lineage: Eukaryota; Metazoa; Chordata; Mammalia; Eulipotyphla; Erinaceidae. The record is from RefSeq and is a predicted model, not a curated record. Bases 464 to 3316 code for a protein of 950 amino acids. Gene Ontology annotation, biological process: regulation of transcription by RNA polymerase II.
CCAAAUGUGGACUGCAAAGAAGAAUGUGAUGACAGGAUCGAAGCAGAUGAGGAUGAUGGCCUAUUGGAAGCAAACAAUCACCCUACUACAGGCAACCAUCCUCCAUAAAGCAAUUCUGCUUAUGCUUUGACUACUACCAGAAUGCAGACUGAGCAAAGUUUCUACUAUGUCAAAGCAUGAAGUAACAUUUCCAGAAAUGUCAUGUCAAUGGUCAUAUUCCUUUUCAAAAGAGCAAAAUCUUUAGUUGUCUUCAAUUCUCUGGGCAGAGCAAGAGACAUCACAGCACCACUGUAGCUUCCCCCAAUACUGUGGCACUUCCAUGCAAUGCCAGGACUCAAACAUGGGCUGGAUUCAUGACAAGGCAUACACUCUACCCAGUGACAUAUUUCUCUGGUCCUCCUUUUACACUUUGAAAUAUCUUCCUGCUCUCAGAAUGAGGAAUGUUGUAUAAGAAGAAAUCAUUAUGAAAUCUAUGGAUGAGAACCUCCAUUCACCUGCACAGAAAAACUCCAAUCGUAAGGAAGAAAGAUAUGGUUGUUACCAAGAGCUUGUCGUCAAAUCAUUAAUGCACUUGGGACAAUUUGAAAAAAAUGUGUCUUUGCAAACCAACAGUGAAAACUUAAAUGACAGUGGCAUCCAGUCUCUCAAAGCAGAGAGUGAAGAAGCAGAUGAGUGCUUCAUGGUUAAUCCUGAUGACAGCAAAGACAAAACCGAUGAUUCCCAGCUACAGUUCUGUUCCUCUGAUGACAAUGACAGUAACUCUGAAAGUGUUGAGAAUAGUUGGGAGAGUGGUUCCAGCUCUUCAGAGGAAACCAAACUUCAGAGAGUCCCAAAGUAUAUUUUAGUAGACAAUAGAAAAGACCUAUUGGAAAUCCCUGAAAUAAAAAUGGAAGGGGACAAAUAUAUCAGUUGUGAAAGCAUAGGUGACUCUGAUACAGAAAGGAAAGACUCACAGAACACUCACAUGGAACCUUCCGAUGGCAAAGCCCAACCUUCAUUCCCUGAGAUGGAGGAAGAUGACAAGGGGUGCCUGACAGCCAUGAACGAAGAGUCUGUGGACCUAAAGAAGAAGGGGAACUUAAGUUUGCUGGAACAGGCAAUUGCUCUGCAGGCUGAGCGAGGCUGUGUUUUCCAUAACACCUACAAAGAACUGGACAGGUUCCUGCUGGAACACCUUGCCGGGGAGAGGAGGCAAACCAAAGUUAUUGACCUGGGAGGAAGACAAAUCUUUAAUAACAAACAUUCACCAAGGCCUGAAAAGAGAGAAACCAAAUGCCCCAUCCCUGGAUGUGAUGGCACGGGACAUGUGACAGGACUCUACCCCCACCACCGCAGUCUUUCAGGGUGCCCCCACAAAGUCCGGGUUCCCCUGGAAAUUCUUGCCAUGCAUGAAAAUGUACUUAAAUGUCCCACUCCGGGAUGCACUGGAAGGGGACACGUGAACAGCAACCGCAACACACACCGGAGUCUUUCUGGUUGUCCAAUUGCUGCAGCUGAAAAAUUGGCCAUGUCCCAGGACAAAAAUCAACUUGAUUCUCCCAAAACUGGGCAGUGUCCAGGACAGGUUCACAGGACAGGCUUGGUGAAACAAAUUGAAUUCAACUUCCGAUCUCAAACCAUCUCCUCUCCCCGAGCCAUGGUGUCAAAAGAACAAGAGAAAUUUGGAAAAGUGCCAUUUGACUAUGCCAGUUUUGAUGCCCAGGUUUUUGGUAAACGCCCCCUUGUGCAAACAGGGCAAGGAGAAAAAAACCCACCACUUUCUGAAUCAAAGCAUUUUUCCAACCCAGGGAAAUUUCCUAAUCAACUGCCGUGUGCAGGCGCCCACACACAGAGUCCUUGCCAUGCCAGCUCUUAUAGCUACGGUCAAUGUAGUGAAGACACCCACAUAGCAGCAGCUGCUGCUAUCCUGAACCUUUCCACCCGCUGCAGGGAAGCCGCAGACAUCCUCUCCAACAAACCGCAGAGCCUGCAUGCCAAGGGAGCCGAGAUAGAAGUGGAUGAAAAUGGCACAUUGGACUUAAGCAUGAAAAAAAAUCGAAUCCUGGACAAAGCUGCACCCCUAACUUCCUCUAACACUUCUAUUCCAACUCCAUCCUCCUCCCCAUUCAAAACAAGCAGCAUUUUGGUCAAUGCAGCAUUCUAUCAGGCUCUCUGUGAUCAAGAGGGCUGGGAUACUCCUAUCAACUAUAGCAAAACCCAUGGGAAGACAGAGGAGGAGAAAGAGAAAGACCCAGUGAUCUCUCUAGAAAAUUUAGAGGAAAAAAGAUUUCCUAGAGAGGCCUCCAUACCAAGCCCUAGACCUAAACUCCAUGGAAGAGAUCUCAAAAAAGAACUAAUUACCUGUCCAACACCUGGAUGUGAUGGAAGCGGCCAUGUCACAGGGAACUACGCAUCCCAUCGCAGUGUUUCUGGCUGUCCUUUAGCAGAUAAGACUCUUAAGUCCCUCAUGGCUGCUAACUCUCAGGAGCUUAAGUGUCCCACCCCAGGUUGUGACGGUUCUGGGCAUGUGACUGGAAACUAUGCUUCCCACAGAAGCUUGUCUGGCUGCCCUCGAGCCAGGAAAGGUGGUAUGAAAAUGACUCCCACAAAGGAAGAAAAAGAAGACCCUGAACUCAAGUGUCCUGUGGUAGGAUGUGAUGGCCAAGGUCACAUCUCAGGCAAAUACACAUCCCACCGCACAGCUUCUGGCUGUCCUUUAGCUGCCAAAAGACAAAAGGAAAAUCCUCUCAAUGGAAGCCCCAUCUCCUGGAAACUGAAUAAGCAAGAGCUUCCACACUGUCCCUUGCCAGGCUGCAAUGGACUGGGCCAUGUAAAUAAUGUUUUUGUCACUCACAGAAGCUUAUCUGGAUGUCCUCUAAAUGCACAAGCCAUCAAGAAGGGAAAGGUUUCAGAGGAGCUAAUGACUAUCAAGCUCAAAGCAACUGGAGGGUUAGAGAGUGAUGAAGAAAUUAGGCAUCUGGAUGAAGAAAUAAAGGAACUGAAUGAAUCCAACCUUAAAAUUGAAGCAGAUAUGAUGAAGCUUCAGACACAGAUCACAUCCAUGGAGAGCAACUUGAAGACAAUAGAGGAAGAGAACAAGCUGAUAGAACAGAACAAUGAGAGCCUGCUGAAGGAGUUGGCAGGUCUGAGUCAAGCUCUCAUUUCAAGCCUUGCUGACAUCCAGCUUCCACAGAUGGGGCCCAUCAGCGAGCAGAAUUUUGAAGCCUAUGUAAAUACACUCACAGACAUGUACAGCAAUCUGGAACGGGACUAUUCCCCGGAAUGCAAAGCUCUGCUGGAAAGUAUCAAGCAGGCAGUGAAGGGUAUCCAUGUGUAGGAGGACCCCAGCCCUGCCAGCAGCAGGAAUCACCAACAGCACCCAUGCAGGUGGAUCUGUGGAUCUGUAAGGCACUCCUGUGCUGCAGAGUCAUGUAGGUUGCCAUACUGCAUUUACAAUUGCAACGUUGCACUAAUUUUCCCCCUCGGCUGACAUAAAAAGGAAAAAAAAUAACUAGAGAGACUCUUUCAAAUUAAAAGUAUUGCAGUCAAAUAUUAGAUCUUAUUUAUUUUCAUACUUUUCCUUUCAUUUUUUCAUUGCACUCUUGGUUUCUUCCCCUUUUUUGUAAAGUAUAUGUAAAAUAAAUGUGAUGUUUUUAUAUUUUAUUUAUUUCUAAUCAAAGAAUUUUUAAUCUUUUAAUUGCAUUUUGAAGUCUGCCAUAUUUUUAAAGUGUUUAUUAAUUUAUUUUCCAAUAGAAUUUAAAUAGAAAUGUUAUUCUCAAAUCACAGAACUCACUGAGUUUAAAUGAGAAAAAACAAAGUGUGAAGGAAUUGGCUUGUUCUGAGACUAUACUGUGGUCCAUUGUGGUUUUUACUGCGCACUUAUUGCCACCCACCCUCCCCUCUUUACUGACCUUUCUAUUUAUA